UAUUGGAUUACCACCAAAACCUGAAAAGAAACCACCUAGAAGUAACCUCGUAAAGGUGUUAAAUACGAAAGGAAUGCACCUGAAAGCAAAGAUUGCAAAAAAAGCUUUAGAAGAAAUACCACAAACUAUCGCAGCCUGA
Molecule: messenger RNA, 139 nt
Organism: Dentiscutata heterogama
Lineage: Eukaryota; Fungi; Glomeromycota; Glomeromycetes; Diversisporales; Gigasporaceae
Source: the annotation of a GenBank genome assembly